GACAGCGUCCAAUAUCUAAACCGGCUUGUGUGGUCUAAAUGCGCAGAGGCAGAAUGCUGAGGAACUGGGGUGUCAUCGGGGGGAUUGCCGCCGCCCUGGCAGCGAGUAUCUACGUGUUGUGGGGGCCGAUUACCGAUAGGAAGAAGCGCCGGAGAGGGCUGGUCCCCGGCCUCCUCAACCUGGGCAACACCUGCUUCAUGAACUCCCUGCUGCAGGGGCUGUCCGCCUGCCCCUCCUUCGUCCGCUGGCUCGGGGACUUCACCACUCGCUACCGUCUGGACGCUUCCCUGGAGGAACGCAGCCCCUACCUCUCCGUCACCCUCCACCGAUUACUCCGAGCAGUAUUAUCCGGCACCGGCGAGACGUCGGAGGACGUGGUGGAUGCGGGGAGCCUCCUGGAGGUGUUGCGGAUGUACAAGUGGCAAAUGUCGUCCUUCGAAGAGCAGGAUGCCCACGAGCUGUUCCACGUGCUCACCUCGGCCCUGGAGGAUGAGCGGGACCGCCAGCCACAAGUCGCCCACCUGUUCGAUGUUCACUCUCUGGAGACCCCACCAGCAUCAGAGGGCAGCCAGCCCAGCUGCAGGAGCCGGGGUCCUCUGCUGCUGCCACCGAGCCCGUGGAAAUCCCAGCACCCUUUCCAUGGUCGGCUAACCAGUAACAUGGUGUGUAAACAGUGUGAACAGCAGAGUCCUGUCCGAUACGACACGUUCGACAGCCUCUCCCUCACCAUUCCCGCGGUGACCUGGGGUCGACCCGUGACGCUGGAUCUUUGUCUACAACACUUCAUCUCUACAGAGUCCAUCAAGGACGUGACGUGUGAGAACUGCAGCAAGGUCGAGGGGAAGCAGAGUGGUUGGAUUCCAGGAAGCCAUCGGACAACCUUCAUCAAACAGCUGAAGAUCGGCAAGCUCCCGCAGUGCCUGUGCAUCCACCUGCAACGACUGUCCUGGUCCAGCCAGGGGAGCCCUCUGAAGCGCAACGAGCACGUGCAGUUCAGCGAGUUCCUCUCGCUCGACGCCUACAAGUACCGCGGGCCGGCGUGGCGGCGGCACGGGCAGCGGCGGCUGAGCCGAGCGGCCAGCACCGGCAGUCUGCCGUGUAUGCUGGAGGCAGCCCUGCUGAGCAAACCAGGGUCAACUCUACCCAGCCUUGCUAAAAUGCCCAUGGCAAAUGGAGCAUGUUCAUCAUCCCUGCUGUCAUCUUUAACCACUACACCGUCCAUUGGCACUGCAAGUUACUCGUCGCCGGUGUACUCGUUCCGCCUGAUGUCGGUGGUGGUCCACCACGGGGACGUCCACUCGGGUCACUUUGUCACCUACCGCCGCUCGCCCUCCACCUCCAAGAACCCGCUGGCGCUGAGCAGCCAGUGGACCUGGAUCUCGGACGACACCGUGCGCAGGGCCAGCCUGCAGGAGGUGCAAGCCUCCAACGCCUACCUCCUCUUCUACGAGCGGGUCCCGCCUCUGGCCCGGCACGCCAGCCGCGAGCUCGUACUGGGCAAGUAAGUGUGCGGCGAGUCGCACGGCGGAGGGACUUUGCCAGCUUCACCGUUGAAAGGGAGGUGAACUUCUGAAGAGAUGGGACCUGAUUAUUGCCGAGCUGGUGGUGGCGUCUGCUUCAGUAUCUGCAGUGAACCAAAGCGCGUAAAUCAAACGGCUCCAGAAUGUUGUAUAUAUGUGGACUUUGACUGUUUGAACUAGCUGAGAGCUCUCUUGACAUCAUAUUAGCACAGUGGAAGAGCUGCUGACUCACAGCUCCAGAGACCUCGGUUCGAUCCUGACCUUGGGCGCUGUGUGUGUGUGUGUGUGUGGACUUUGCACGUUGCUGCGUGGGUUGCCACCUGGUGAAUAUUAUUGGGGCGGGACAGUGGCACAGCGGGUAGAGUUGCUGCCUUACAGCGCCCGAGACCCGGGGUACCAUCCUGACCUCGGUGCUGUCUGUACGGAGUUUGCACGUUCUCCCUGUGACCGCGUGGGUUUUCUCUGGUGGCUCCGGUUUCCUCCCGCGUCCCAAAGACGUGCGGGUCUACGGGUUAAUUGGCCCUCUGCAAAUCGGGAGUGGACGUGAAAAUGGGAUAACACAGGACUGGCGCGAACGGUGGUCGGCAUGGACUCGUUGGGCCGAAGGGCCUGUUUCCAUGCUGUACAUUCCAACCAAUCAAAGAAAUUGGCAUGCCCUGUGGAGUCUUUUGGGUUGGGACAUGGUGUGUAUGGUGAUCGCUGGUCAGAGCAGACGGACUCGAUGGGCCGAAGGGCCCGUUUCUGCUCCGUAUCUCCAAAGUGAAUCGGGGGUGAGCAACAGGAAGGGUCUGAUCCAGGAGAAGUGUGAAGGGAACGGGAAAAGGCCGAUCGCCAGGCCACGUAAUUCGGACCCGCCUGCACCUUGUGGAGCGGACACCCACCAAUGUUGACCCUUGCCUUCGCCCUUGGUGCACCCAUCAAUCUCCACAAGGUUCGCCUGUGUCUGUGUUCACUGUACAUGAGAAUGGGGGAAGGGGGGAAAUGAAAACGUUUAUACACGUUUGAUUUUUUUAAUACCUUUGUGAGAAAAUAAUGUGAAGUUCUGAUUGUGUAAAUGAGAAACUUCAGAAACGAAAGCAACUUUUGCACUAACCCAAUGUACGCACAUAUAUCUGACACGAUGAAAGUGCUUUACAAGUGUUUUAAUGAAUUUGUUAAGCGGAAAUGUAAUAAAACGUUCAUGAGCGUCAAAUCUGGA
This is a messenger RNA of Leucoraja erinaceus (little skate), 2718 nucleotides long. RefSeq names its product ubiquitin carboxyl-terminal hydrolase 30-like. Lineage: Eukaryota; Metazoa; Chordata; Chondrichthyes; Rajiformes; Rajidae. Gene Ontology annotation, cellular component: nucleus; cytosol. The transcript is spliced from 12 exons. Gene Ontology annotation, biological process: protein deubiquitination. Bases 39 to 1505 code for a protein of 488 amino acids. The record is from RefSeq and is a predicted model, not a curated record. Gene Ontology annotation, molecular function: cysteine-type deubiquitinase activity; cysteine-type endopeptidase activity.